AUGGGGAACCAGGACGGGAAGCUCAAGAGGAGCGCAGGUGAUGCCUCGCACGAAGGCGGCGGCGGCUGCGCCGAGGACGCGGUGGGGCCCAGGGACACAGAAGCCGCUAAGAAGGGCAGCGGGAGCAAGAAGGCGUUGGGCAAGCACGGCAAGGGGGGCGGCGGCGGCGGGGAGUCCGGGAAGAAGAAGAGCAAGUCGGACGCCCGGGCCUCGGUGUUUUCCAACCUGCGGAUCAGGAAGAACCUGUCCAAGGGGAAAGGCGCCGGCGGGUCCCGUGAGGAUGUGCUCGACUCCCAGGCCCUGCAGACCGGGGAGCUGGACAGCGCUCACUCCCUGCGCACCAAGACCCCGGACCUCAGCCUGUCGGCGGAUGAGGCUGGUCUGUCGGAUACCGAGUGUGUGGACUCCUUCGAGGUGACCCGGCCGGGUGGUCCUAGGCCUCCCGAGGCUGGGGCAGGGGUACAGCAGGUCGCUGAGGAUUUGGAAGCCGCCGCAGGGGCGCAGGAUGGACAAAGGACCAGUUCGGGCUCAGACACGGACAUCUACAGCUUCCACUCGGCUGCGGAGCAGGAGGAUCUGCUUUCAGACAUCCAGCAGGCGAUCCGCCUGCAGCAGCUGCAGCAGCUCCAGGACGGCCAGGAGCCUGCAGCGACCCCCACCGCCGCCUCCGCUGCGCCCGGGGCCUUCCUGGGCCUGGAGCGGUUCCUACAAGGACCAAGCGGCGAGGCUGCGGAGGCCCCGGGCGGUCCACGCACCGAGCAGGCGCCGCCCGCGCCCCCCGCCCCGCCCAAGCGCCAGGCUCCCCAGCCCCCGGCGCGGCCCCCAGCUCAGCCCCAGUCCCCCAGCAGCCGCCGGACCUCCGAGACGCCUGGCGUCCCCGCGGCCCAGGCCCCCGCUGCAGACUCGCCCUCGUACACUGCCUUCCCGUUCCCCGGGGCCGGGCCGGGGGAGUGCGCGGACGCAGCCCCGGACACGGAUGAGGAGGUCGAAGAGGAUGCUUUUGAGGACGCCCCCCGGGGCUCUCCAGCGGAAGACUGGGCCCCAGUGGGGGAAGAGGCCCCGCCGGGGCCGGGGCCAGAGCCGGAGGAGCGGACACGAGGUCCUGGGGUCCCCGCUGCGGCCGCCUCCCUGCCCGGGAGCCCCGCGCCCAGCCCGCGCUGCCCCAAGCCCUAUCCGCUGAUAGCCCCCUGCUACAUCAAGACCACCACCCGGCAGCUCAGCUCGCCCAACCACUCCCCGUCGCAGUCCCCCAGCCAGAGCCCUAGGAUCAAGAGGCGACUGGAGUCCUCCGUGAGCCGGGGGUCCAGACCCGCCCUAGCCUCUGUGGUCGCCCCGGCAAAGAAGCAGCGGGCGGACGGGGGCCUCGCCGCUGGCCUCAGCCGCUCUGCCGACUGGACCGAGGAGCUAGGCGCUCGUUCUCCCCGGCCGGGAGGCUCAGCUCACCUGCUGGGGCGCGGGCAGGCUGCAGAUGGUGGCGGGGUGACCCCCGCGCUGGCUGCUAAGGCGUCCGGGACGCCGGCGACUGCUGACGGCUUCCAGAACGUGUUCACAGGGCGGACUCUGCUGGAGAAGCUGUUCAGCCAGCAGGAGAAUGGGCCUCCAGAAGAAGCCGAGAAGUUUUGCUCCCGCAUCAUCGCCAUGGGGCUUCUGCUUCCUUUCAGCGACUGCUUCCGGGAACCGUGCACCCAGAACGCUCAGUCCAGUUCUGCUCCAUUUGAUCAAGAUCAGCUUUACACCUGGGCCGCGGUUAGCCAACCCACACACACGCUGGAUUACGCUGAAGAUCAUUUUCCCAGGCGAGUUCCAUCCACAUGGCCACCGUCAAGAUCUCCUGUUGAAGAAUGCAGACCCAGGGAUGCUGAGACAGAAUCUCAAUCUGCUAUUUUAGAAACUCCAAAGAAAACUUCAGACGCCGCUCAGCAGGUUGUCAAGUUAUUAAGCAACAAAAGAUCACAAGCAGUUGGAAUAUUAAUGUCUAGUCUUCACUUAGAUAUGAAAGACAUACAACAUGCUGUUGUUAACUUGGACAAUUCCGUGGUGGACCUGGAGACCCUUCAAGCUCUCUAUGAGAAUAGAGCACAGUCAGAUGAACUGGAAAAAAUUGAAAAGCACGGUCGAUCCUCCAAAGACAAGGAAAACGCCAAGUCUCUGGACAAACCCGAACAGUUCCUUUAUGAACUGUCACUAAUCCCCAACUUUUCAGAGCGAGUCUUUUGCAUCCUGUUCCAAUCCACGUUUUCAGAAAGCAUUUUCUCAAUCCGUCGCAAACUGGAAUUGCUGCAGAAAUUAUGUGAGACAUUAAAAAAUGGCCCAGGGGUUAUGCAGGUUCUGGGUUUGGUUCUUGCAUUUGGCAACUACAUGAAUGGCGGGAAUAAGACACGAGGACAGGCGGAUGGUUUUGGAUUAGACAUUCUCCCCAAGCUGAAGGACGUCAAAAGCAGUGACAAUAGCAGAAGCCUGUUGUCAUAUAUCGUUUCAUAUUAUCUUCGAAAUUUUGAUGAGGAUGCUGGCAAGGAGCAGUGUGUCUUCCCGCUGCCCGAGCCACAGGACCUUUUCCAGGCCUCGCAGAUGAAGUUUGAGGAUUUUCAGAAAGAUCUCAGAAAACUGAAGAAAGACUUGAAGGCUAAAAUUGACCAGGAGGCAGAGGAAACUUCACUCACGGAGACCCAUAAAUGCUUUUUGGAGACUACAGCCUAUUUCUUCAUGAAGCCAAAACUUGGAGAGAAAGAGGUGUCCCCAAAUGUUUUCUUCAGUAUCUGGCAUGAAUUCAGCUCUGACUUCAAAGACUUUUGGAAGAAAGAGAACAAACUUAUUCUACAAGAGAGAGUAAAAGAAGCCGAGGAGGUGUGUAGGCAGAAAAAAGGAAAAUCGCUUUAUAAAAUAAAACCAAGGCAUGACUCUGGAAUCAAAGCAAAGAUAAGCAUGAAAACCUGAAAGACGAGCGGAAGGAUGAAAACAAGUCAUUGCAAGAACUUCCACAAAAUUCAGCUGACCCAAGGGUGGGAAGGAAAGGACACCAUUCUGAUCAUUUUUCUUCUUAGCCUCUUGCAUAAUCUGUGUUUUCUAGACAGUUCGCUAGUUGUUGAAUUUUAGUCAGUGGUGAUCA
This is a messenger RNA of Octodon degus (degu), 3106 nucleotides long. RefSeq names its product formin 2 (gene Fmn2). Gene Ontology annotation, molecular function: microtubule binding. Gene Ontology annotation, biological process: actin nucleation; intracellular transport. The transcript has 15 exons. NCBI's taxonomy places the organism in Eukaryota, Metazoa, Chordata, Mammalia, Rodentia, Octodontidae. The coding region runs from base 1 to 2934 and encodes 977 amino acids. The record is from RefSeq and is a predicted model, not a curated record. Gene Ontology annotation, cellular component: cytoplasm; endoplasmic reticulum membrane; nucleus.